Molecule: messenger RNA, 4732 nt
Organism: Myxocyprinus asiaticus (Chinese sucker)
Lineage: Eukaryota; Metazoa; Chordata; Actinopteri; Cypriniformes; Catostomidae
Product: glutamate receptor 2
Exons: 15
Coding region: 146-2575 (809 amino acids)
Biological process (GO): synaptic transmission, glutamatergic; monoatomic ion transport; modulation of chemical synaptic transmission
Cellular component (GO): plasma membrane; AMPA glutamate receptor complex; dendritic spine
Molecular function (GO): AMPA glutamate receptor activity; transmitter-gated monoatomic ion channel activity involved in regulation of postsynaptic membrane potential
Source: RefSeq, a predicted model, not a curated record
AGAGUCUGCGAUAGAGGAACCACCUGCAGAAAGCAGCCGCACUCAUUCUCCAGGAACGCCUUCAAUAUGUUACGGAUUUGAGAGAACACUGUAUAAGCGAGAAAUAGUUCCUUUAUACAGUGGAUGAAGACACACUGCCGUGGAGAUGCAACAGUUGAAGAAUUUAUCGAUUUGUCUUAUUUCCCUUGUAUGUGAGUUGACGAUUGGAGGGUCUCCGAGUGUUCAAAUUGGGGGUUUGUUUCCAAGGGGAGCUGAUCAGGAGUACAGUGCGUUUCGUAUAGGAAUGGUUCAGUUCGGAACGGCUGAAUUUAGACUGACGCCUCACAUCGACAAUCUGGAAGUAGCGAACAGUUUCGCUGUAACUAACUGCUUCUGUUCACAGUUCUCAAGGGGAGUUUAUGCUAUUUUUGGAUUUUACGACAAGAAGUCAGUGAAUACAAUAACAUCAUUCUGUGGGACUCUUCAUGUCUCCUUCAUCACACCGAGCUUUCCCCUGGAUGGAAAUCAGCAGUUUAUCAUUCAGAUGCGACCAGACAUCAAAGGACCUCUCCUGAGUCUCAUUGAGUACUACAAGUGGGACAAAUUUGCCUACCUUUACGACAGUGACAGAGGACUUACCACACUCCAAGUUGUGCUGGACACAGCAGCAGAGAAGAAAUGGCAGGUGACUGCCAUCAACGUGGGUAAUAUGAAGGAUGAGAAAAAGGAUGAGGCAUAUCGCUCACUCUUUCAGGACCUGGAAACCAAGAAGGAGCGGCGGGUCAUCCUUGACUGCGAGCAGGACAAGGUUAAAGACAUAAUGGAACAGGUCAUAACUAUUGGCAGACAUGUUAAGGGAUAUCACUACAUCAUAGCAAAUCUGGGAUUUGUGGAUGGGGAUCUUUCAAAAAUCCAGUAUGGUGGAGCCAAUGUGUCAGGCUUUCAAAUUGUGGAUUUUGAUGACCCCUUGGUGUCCAAAUUUGACCAGCGCUGGGAAGCUCUUGAGGAAAAAGAAUAUCCCGGAGCUGACAGCAAGAUAAGGUAUACUUCAGCACUGACCUAUGACGCAGUACAAGUGAUGACUGAGGCCUUCCGCUACCUGCACAAACAGCGAAUUGACAUCUCCCGCAGAGCUAACAAUGGCGACUGCCUGGCCAAUCCUGCUGUACCGUGGGCACAGGGGGUGGAGAUUGAACGUGCCCUAAAACAGGUGAAAGUUGAUGGUCUCACUGGUAACAUUCAGUUUGACCAAUAUGGAAAGAGGGUGAAUUAUACUGUCAAUGUCAUGGAACUGAAAAACAAUGGUCCAGUUAAGAUUGGCUAUUGGAAUGAAGUGGAUAAAAUGGUCGUGACAAAGUCUGAUCUCUUCCCAAAUGAUACAAUGGGGCUGGAAAACAAGACUGUGAUAGUCACCACCAUUCUUGAAGCACCAUAUGUAAUGCUGAAGAAGAAUGCUGACCUUUUUAUGGAUAAUGAAAGAUAUGAGGGCUACUGUGUAGACUUGGCAGCUGAAAUUGCCAAGCACUGUGGAUUUAAAUAUCAGCUGAAAAUAGUAGGAGAUGGCAAAUAUGGAGCCAGAGAUGCAGAGACAAAAAUCUGGAAUGGAAUGGUUGGAGAGUUAGUUUACGGGAAAGCUGACAUAGCAGUGGCUCCAUUGACUAUCACCUUAGUCAGAGAAGAAGUCAUUGACUUCUCAAAACCAUUCAUGAGCCUGGGAAUCUCCAUCAUGAUUAAGAAACCUCAGAAGUCCAAGCCUGGUGUGUUCUCCUUUCUGGACCCACUCGCCUACGAGAUCUGGAUGUGUAUUGUUUUUGCCUACAUUGGUGUGAGUGUGGUGCUCUUCCUGGUCAGUCGUUUCAGCCCAUAUGAGUGGCACACAGAAGAAUAUGAGGAUGGCCAGAUUCAGACCAAUGAGUCAACCAAUGAGUUUGGGAUUUUCAACAGCCUUUGGUUUUCUCUUGGAGCUUUUAUGAGACAAGGAUGCGAUAUAUCUCCAAGGUCUCUUUCUGGCCGCAUAGUUGGUGGAGUAUGGUGGUUUUUCACCCUGAUCAUAAUUUCAUCCUACACGGCUAACUUGGCUGCCUUCCUAACAGUUGAGAGGAUGGUGUCUCCAAUUGAGAGUGCAGAGGAUUUAGCAAAGCAGUCAGAGAUUGCUUAUGGAACUUUAGAUUCUGGUUCAACAAAAGAGUUUUUCAGGCGUUCCAAAAUUGCUCUUUUUGACAAAAUGUGGACAUACAUGAAAAGUGCAGAGCCAUCUGUGUUUGUUAAGACAACAGCAGAAGGAGUUAUGCGGGUGAGGAAAUCCAAAGGGAAGUAUGCAUACCUGCUGGAGUCCACCAUGAACGAGUACAUCGAGCAGCGCAAACCCUGUGACACGAUGAAGGUUGGAGGGAACCUGGAUUCCAAAGGCUACGGCAUCGCCACGCCCAAAGGAUCCUCAUUAAGAAAUGCGGUUAACCUCGCAGUACUAAAACUGAAUGAACAAGGCCUGUUGGACAAAUUGAAAAACAAAUGGUGGUACGACAAGGGAGAGUGCGGCAGCGGGGGAGGUGAUUCCAAGAACGCCAGUAAACCUUGCAGUAUUGAAACUCAGUGAGCAAGGCACCUUAGACAAGCUGAAAAACAAAUGGUGGUACGAUAAAGGUGAAUGUGGAGCCAAGGACUCUGGAAGUAAGGUUAGUCGCUGCAGGUUCUAUGUGAUCAAGCACACUUUUGAUUAGUGGGAAUGACCCAUAUUUAAAUAAUGACUAAAAAACCAACAAUUUUAGACAGACAAUGCACAGACAAGCAUGAGAUGCCUUGGUGAGAUUCUUUGACUAAUGCCUGCAGAGCUACUAAUAUUUGGUCCCAUCCACUGAAAAUUAAAAAGUAAUGCAUGCCACUAAAGUCAUAUGCACUUUGUUAUAUCUGUAACACAACCAGUGGUCUCCUUACAGCUUCUUUUUAAAGAAUUUGAGAAUAAUAGAUCCUGCUCUUACUUGCAUAACUGAGCUGUGCCAAGUUCAGAAUAGCUUUCUCAGACGUUCAUAUUCAGCAACGAAAGACUUCAAUUUGUUCAAGUAUGAACAUGAUCUCUCUCAGGACAUUUGUAGGACCAUCUACAAGGGUGUCCAAGAUUAUUAAAUGUCUUUGUUUCAUUGUGUGUUAAGGUGUUUGGUUGUGUUUUGUCUAUUGUCUAACUGUCCUAGUGUGUAUGCGUUUUAUUUCAUUGCUUAUUAAAUAUUUAUAUGUAUGUUAAACCUGAUACAUAAUGCUUUGCCAUGUUUGCAUGUUUAGAAUAAUAAUACAAUUUUUUAUAUAGAAAUAUACUUUCUACAGCAAGGCAUAGAUUGUUUUGUACAACCUUACAGUGCUUUGAUUCAGGGCCGUAACCACCAUAGACACUGAGGGGGAUGCGUACCCCCAAAUAUUUAAACUAGUGGUCCAUCAAUGUAUUAAAUGACCAAAUGCUGGGGACACAUAUCCCCAAAUAGUGGUCUAUCAAUAUAUUAAAUGACAAAUUGUUAAAAUUUUAAUUUGGAACCCCCCAAAAAAGUGCAUCUUAAAGACACCAUGAAAUCCACUGAAAAGCACAAUUAGUUUUCUAUCCUGUACUAAUGUAUUUCCUAUUGAAACCGGAAGUUGGGGUGGGACAUGUGAAAGGGCUCAUCUCUUUUCUUUAAAUAGCCAAUGGAAUUUCGUUAACAUUACAGCUAUGAACAUUCACAUUCUAGCAAGCAUUUGGACAAAAUGAAUGUAUGAGUCAUCAAUGUUUUGGGUCCGUUUCCAGGAAAAGAAAGACUGUUAAAUUUAAAUUUAAGUGAUUUUUGUCUAAAUUUACAACUAAACUAGCAUAUAGUUGACCUCAAAGAUAAUAUACAGUACAUGGACCUAAAAGCCACAAAACUCUAACUUGAAUUUCAUGGGGUCUUUAAAGAAAGUGAGCUUUGUCUAUUUGUCAAUGUGUUGUGUCUUUUAUGCGUGGUAAUUUUGUGCACAGUACAGUACACUAAUGUUUGGAAAGAAUAUCUAAAUGACAGCCCCUGAUCCCCAAAGACCUUUUUAUAGGUGUAUAUAUGUGUGUUUAUCUCCUCCUUUCUUUUAAGCACAAUGCCUGUCAUCUGCCAUCCCUGUGCCUAAUGCUAUACUCUUCAUCCUGAUGCCUCUCUUGAGCAUCCCUUUAAAUGGUCCUGUAGGCUUUUUUACAAAAGCGUAAUUCAUAUCAUAGCCAAGCAUAGCACAUUAACCCCCGCUAUAAUUGUGAAUUCAACCAAGAAAUAUUUACUACAGCCAUUAACAUGUUAGAAUGUCAGAACUUGCCAUUUAUCCAGCACAAACCAUGUUAAUGGUUAGGUUUAUAACCUUAAAAGCGAAUGUUAAAGGCUUUAGUAAAUCCAUCCCAUUAGCAGAAUUGUUGAAUGCCCCCAUUUGCAUUGCUUCCAGGGCACAACAUUAACCAGCAGCACAUUCUACAUACACAGUUAUUGUUUUUUACAUUACCGUCCUGAGCUGUGCAUUUUUAUCCACAUAGAAUAAAACCGCUAUUUAACUAGCAGUUGUUUAUGUAUAUGCAUGUUAUAUGGAGAUCCUGCUCUAUGCUUGACCGCUGACCCAUGUCUUAUGUGCAAUUGCAGGAGAAGACCAGUGCUCUCAGUCUGAGCAAUGUGGCUGGGGUCUUCUACAUCCUAGUGGGCGGCCUGGGUUUGGCCAUGCUGGUGGCCCUGGUCGAGUUCUGUUACAAGUCCCGAGCCGAGGCCAAGCGCAUGAAGGUGGC